AUGCCCAAGCUGACAAAUGAUGUGCCGGAUGACGCGCAGAGAAAAAAAGGUGUGGCGGAUGAGGAGCUUGCGAAGAAAGAGGCUGAGAGAGCCAGGAAGCGGGAAUUGGAGGAGCGCGACGAAGAGCUCAUCAGGCAGACAGAGGCGAAACGUCUCCUGAAGACGGCUACGGAAGUCGACGCAGGUCCUUCAGCCCCGAAAGCGAUGAUGAUCGCUCUGUAUCCCGGAGGUCUGCAAGAAGUCGGCAAACGCAAUCGCCGCCUCGCCGCCGCCAACGGUCUCUUUCCAGAGACAGCCGCUCUCCUCCUGUCAACAGUGCCAGGAGAUAUCGCGAGAGAGGAGACGAUUACGCAAGACCCGCGGCCAGACAAAAUCAGGCACCCCAGCGUUCUCGUGAAUCUCCUGGCUCCCGAGAGUCUUCAGUAUCGCGUGAUGGUGGUGUUCGUGGCAAUCGACGGUCUUUGUCCUCAUCUCCUGACCGACGGGGCCCAAGAUUUGACAAUCGUUCAAACCGAAGCGGCGAGAGAAAUUUUAGAGGCGCGUCAACUGGCCGAUUUGGACGAGGCGGCAGGAACGACAGGCAAGAAAGACAACCGGAGCAGAGACAACCCCAACGCGAACGCAGUCUCAGUCCAUUCAGCAAGAGACUGGCCCUGA
Molecule: messenger RNA, 657 nt
Organism: Colletotrichum siamense
Lineage: Eukaryota; Fungi; Ascomycota; Sordariomycetes; Glomerellales; Glomerellaceae
Exons: 3
Coding region: 1-657 (218 amino acids)
Source: RefSeq, a predicted model, not a curated record